AUGGAUUCGAUACAUGCGCGAGAUCAUGCGGACUACUUCACUUGUGAACGGGACUCUAUUAGCACGAGUAAAGUCGCUGCCGUGCCCAGCGCCAGUCCCAGCCCACCGUCCUCCCGACCUAAGGAGGACCAUCCUGGCCAAAUGAAAACGGGACCCCAGUUCUUCGCCGGGGUGUUGGUCAGGGUUCCCCUCCCGCCCAGUCCAGAGCCAGCGCAAUGUAACACGGCGCGGGCCAGCCCGAAAAUGAUCCAUUCAGUUCGUCCGAUCUCAGACAGACCCGUCGAGAAGCAGCCCCGUGUCGGCAUGGGACGUGUCAUUCCUAAGAAGUUCGUUCCGCCAAAUCCGAGGGAUAUGCCACAGGUGCUUUUCCCACUGACUGGUCACCGGGAAUUCACUUUGUUACCUAUACCUCGGUUCGUGCGAGAAAAUGACCCUCGCCAAUUUCUCAUCUACGCGGACGGUGCAUGCUCAAACAUGGUGGCCUAA
This is a messenger RNA of Penicillium subrubescens, 486 nucleotides long. RefSeq names its product ribonuclease H-like protein. NCBI's taxonomy places the organism in Eukaryota, Fungi, Ascomycota, Eurotiomycetes, Eurotiales, Aspergillaceae. The coding region runs from base 1 to 486 and encodes 161 amino acids. The record is from RefSeq and is a predicted model, not a curated record. The transcript has a single exon.